Molecule: messenger RNA, 483 nt
Organism: Bacidia gigantensis
Lineage: Eukaryota; Fungi; Ascomycota; Lecanoromycetes; Lecanorales; Ramalinaceae
Exons: 2
Coding region: 1-483 (160 amino acids)
Source: RefSeq, a predicted model, not a curated record
AUGGACCGACUACCUGUCGGGCUACACGAUCAGAUCAUCCGUCAUAUCGUGCAAGACACUGAUGCUAGCCACCUUCAAAACAUUUUCCAAGGCUAUAUGACAGUCCCAACAUCAUUAUUGACACUCUACAAUUUUUCACUCACGAAUGGUUUCUACAACACCCUCAUCGCACCAACCCUCGCCACGCUACUAGAGCAAACGUUUCUAGACCCAAUAUUCAGUGCUGCAUGUAAAAUCUGGAGCCAAAAUCCGUUCCAUGGAAUCACCGACUCACACAAGCAAUUCUCCCUCCUUCGAAUUUACCUUUCUGGCAUUGUAAGGCACAAGCGCGCCAUCAGUAAGUGGAUUGCAAGCAAGAUCAUCCCGAAGCUCCCAUAUCGAUUCAUAUGGUUGGAUGGCGGACGCUUUCAACUUCCGGCUAAGCAGGCCGCCAUCGUCUAUGACGCACAUCGUCAAAUUGGUGGCGAUGCUUCGAAGUCUUGA